Dentiscutata heterogama is the source of this 308-nucleotide messenger RNA. NCBI's taxonomy places the organism in Eukaryota, Fungi, Glomeromycota, Glomeromycetes, Diversisporales, Gigasporaceae. The record is from the annotation of a GenBank genome assembly.
CCUGCUAAGAUAGAUGAUUCUAUAGAACAUGAUCAUGGUAAUAUUUAUGAAGCUAAUAUACCAAGCUCUAAUAACUCUGCUUUAAUAUCUUUCAUACUGAUUAAUAACAAAACUAGCAAAACAACUAGCAAGAUUACUGGCAAAAGUAUAAGCAAAACCUCUAAUAGAGCUACUAGUAAAACUGCUAAUAAAGUUGUCAGUAAAACUACCAAUAAAACUAUCACAUUGUCAAAGCUUAUAUCUGCUAUUUCAGAACAUUUUUUCUCAUUAGUGGAUGAGCAAAAAGCUAAAUAUAAACAUUGCAAUAA